Molecule: messenger RNA, 1890 nt
Organism: Aspergillus pseudonomiae
Lineage: Eukaryota; Fungi; Ascomycota; Eurotiomycetes; Eurotiales; Aspergillaceae
Product: esterase/lipase family protein
Exons: 3
Coding region: 678-1790 (370 amino acids)
Source: RefSeq, a predicted model, not a curated record
CCGCGAUCUGCGGCGGCACAACUUGCUUACUCGUAGUAUCUGGAGCUAAGGAACUUAGUCCACAGUCCACCGUACACCGGAUCUGUAAUCACCCUCUUUUGUCUUCGGAGGGAGUUGGCUGUGGGUAAAUGUAUGGAGAAAAACAAUCAUGAGGGGGAUCUCCACGGCGCUCUGGAGGAGAAGAGAAAAUGACAAACGCUGCUCAGCUUGUUCCUCCCAUGACCCGUGCGGAUGGUCAUACCGAUGGAGAAAGCGCAAACGCCCCAUGCUCACGCGAACACACUUUCCUCUGACCAGAGGUUCCCAAUAAAUUACUAGUACUCAUGGGCACUAAGGAUCAACACCGGCUCUGCCACACCCGCAGGCACCAGGAACUUUCUGUCAUCUGCUUGGGCUUAACAAAACCCCGCCUCCAAUCACAAGAGGCUCUCUCAUUCUCUCGUAUAAAUACUGGGUGAACUUCUCCCGAACCUCCAUCUUUACAUUCACCCACCCACUACUAUUACUACUACUACGACGACGACAGAUCUGGGUUCUUUCUUUGAGUACGCAGAUCUGCGUCCAUAUCAUAUUAAUUAUUCAAUUCACGUUGCCCCCUCCUCCCUCAGUACUCACCACCAUUUCGCCACCAUAGCGUGUCGACACACCCUCGCGGGGGUGUGAUUAUCAUCUCUCGGAUGACAGACGUUGCCACCCGAGUCAAGCAAAUUGGCUUGACUCAGGUAUACACCUCCAAGGAGAAGCCUCUGGUUGAUAUUGUUCUUGUACAUGGAUUGAACGGUCACCCCUACAACACCUGGGCGACCCAGGGGAAUCCGCCCGUUUUCUGGCCAGCUGACCUUCUCCCGGAAGUGUUGGAGAGUAGCCGAGUGCGGAUCUUGACAUAUGGAUAUAAUGCAAACGUUGCAUCUUUCACCGACGGCGCUUCGAGAGAUCGCAUUCACCAUCAUGCCGAAACGCUUGCCUCGGGCCUGGCGGCGAAUCGCAAUCUUCGGAGCUGCUCGGACCGCCCUAUAAUCUUUGUCUGUCAUUCACUAGGUGGCUUGGUGGUUAAGCGUGCUCUAAUUUACUGCAAAAACGUUUCGGAUGCGAAGAUCCAGCAUCUUCGGUCCAUCUACGUUUCCACUUAUGGAAUCCUCUUCCUCGGGACGCCUCACAACGGCUCCGACAUCGCAAAAUGGGGCUUAUUACUGCAGAAUAUCUGCAGUGCGGUUCUGCCGAAAAAAUACAUGGAAACGUCCUCCCAGCUUGUCAAAGCCUUGAGAACGAACAAUGAAACGCUGCAGAAUAUCAACAGUCUAUUUGCCGACAUGAUGAGCAGAUUCCAUAUUUACUUCUUUCAUGAGACCCUUUCAACUGAUGUUAAGGGGACUCGUGAGUUGAUAGUGGACGAGAGCUCGGCCGCGCCGUAUGCGGAAGGCGUAGAGCGCAUGGGCAUUGAAGCAGAUCAUCGGCAUAUGUGUAAAUUCGAGGACGAGAACGCGCCUGGUUAUGAGGCAGUUGCAGAAGCUCUCCUACGAUACUCCCGCGAUGCACCGGCUACUAUCUUGGACCGAUGGGCGGAGGAGGAACAAACCCGCAGAGCCGCAACACAAAAUAAGCUCAAGGAUCUUCUUAGGAAUGAGAGGCCAGACAGUACGUCGCAAAUGGAGGGGAGUGAGCCGGAUCUUCACAGAAUUGGUAGGACACAAUUUCUUCCUGAAAAUACCCCUGCUACAUCUUCUCGUACCGUGAAGGCAUAUGAGGUCGAGGAAAAUCCGGAGAUUUUAUAUGCUAGUAAACACAUUUAAGAUUCGCUAUUAUCUCUACGUGCGUGACGACGUUGGGCAACAGCGGUGGACAAAGAAUCUGAAAGAAACAAGAAAGAAACAAGAAAGAAACAAGAAAAAA